Molecule: messenger RNA, 2190 nt
Organism: Budorcas taxicolor (takin)
Lineage: Eukaryota; Metazoa; Chordata; Mammalia; Artiodactyla; Bovidae
Gene: SLC6A15
Product: solute carrier family 6 member 15
Exons: 11
Coding region: 1-2190 (729 amino acids)
Biological process (GO): L-leucine transport; sodium ion transmembrane transport
Cellular component (GO): plasma membrane
Molecular function (GO): proline:sodium symporter activity
Source: RefSeq, a predicted model, not a curated record
AUGCCGAAGAAUAGCAAGGUGGUAAAAAGAGAAUUAGACGAUGAGGUUAUUGAGUCUGUCAAAGACCUUCUUUCCAAUGAAGACUCAGCUGAUGAUGCUUUUAAGAAGAGUGAACUAAUUGUUGAUGUCCCAGAAGAGAAAGACACAGAUGUUGUAGAAAGAUCUGAAGUCAAAGAUGAAAGACCAGCUUGGAACAGCAAGCUACAAUACAUCCUGGCCCAGGUUGGAUUUUCUGUAGGAUUAGGGAAUGUGUGGCGGUUCCCAUACCUCUGUCAGAAGAACGGGGGCGGUGCCUAUCUUUUGCCAUAUUUAAUACUACUCCUGGUAAUAGGUAUUCCUCUUUUCUUCCUGGAACUUUCUGUGGGUCAGAGAAUUCGGCGAGGAAGCAUUGGUGUGUGGAAUUACAUAAGUCCUCAACUGGGAGGGAUUGGAUUUGCAAGUUGUGUUGUAUGCUUUUUUGUGGCUCUCUACUACAAUGUCAUCAUUGGCUGGAGUCUGUUUUAUUUUUCUCAAUCUUUUCAGCAGCCUCUGCCUUGGGAUCAGUGUCCUUUGGUGAAGAAUGCUUCACACACUUUUGUAGAGCCAGAAUGUGAAAAAAGUUCCGCCACUACCUAUUAUUGGUACAGAGAAGCACUGAAUAUUUCCAGCUCCAUUUCUGAAAGUGGUGGCUUAAACUGGAAGAUGACCAUCUGCUUGCUGGCUGCCUGGGUUGUGGUGUGCUUGGCUAUGAUCAAAGGCAUUCAGUCUUCUGGAAAAAUCAUGUAUUUUAGUUCUCUGUUCCCGUAUGUGGUACUUAUAUGCUUCCUAAUCAGAGCACUCCUUUUAAAUGGUUCAGUUGAUGGCAUCCGUCACAUGUUUACCCCUGAGCUUGAAAUCAUGCUGGAGCCGAAGGUGUGGAGAGAAGCUGCAGCUCAGGUGUUUUUUGCCUUAGGUCUGGGAUUCGGUGGCGUCAUCGCCUUUUCAAGCUACAACAAGAGAGACAACAACUGCCACUUUGAUGCUGUCCUGGUGUCUUUCAUCAAUUUUUUUACUUCUAUCCUGGCAACACUGGUGGUGUUUGCAGUUCUGGGCUUCAAAGCAAAUGUCAUAAAUGAGAAAUGCAUUGCAGAAAAUUCGGAAAUGAUCAUAAAACUUGUGAAAAUGGGAAACAUUAGUCAAGAUAUUAUUCCCCAUCAUAUCAACUUUUCAGCUAUUACUGCAGAAGAUUAUGACUUAGUUUAUGACAUCAUUCAAAAAGUGAAAGAAGAAGAGUUUCCUGAGCUUCAUCUUAACGCCUGUCAAAUUGAAGAUGAGCUCAAUAAAGCUGUUCAGGGGACUGGUUUAGCUUUUAUUGCCUUUACAGAAGCGAUGACACAUUUCCCUGCAUCUCCCUUCUGGUCAGUGAUGUUCUUCCUCAUGCUGGUAAAUCUAGGGCUUGGCAGCAUGUUUGGAACCAUUGAAGGGAUCAUCACACCCGUUGUGGACACUUUCAAAGUGAGGAAAGAAAUCCUCACCGUUAUCUGCUGUCUUCUGGCAUUUUGUAUUGGCCUGAUAUUUGUGCAGCGCUCUGGAAACUACUUUGUUACAAUGUUUGAUGACUAUUCUGCAACCCUACCUCUGCUAAUUGUUGUCAUUUUGGAGAAUAUUGCUGUAUCCUUUGUUUAUGGCAUAGAUAAGUUUAUGGAAGACCUAAAGGAUAUGCUGGGCUUUGCUCCCAAUAGAUAUUACUACUAUAUGUGGAAAUAUAUAUCUCCUCUAAUGCUGUUAUCACUGCUAAUUGCUAGCAUUGUGAAUAUGGGAUUAAGUCCUCCUGGCUAUAACGCAUGGAUGGAAGAUAAGGCAUCUGAGAAAUUUCUGAGCUACCCAACGUGGGGGAUGGUCACCUGUAUCUCCCUGAUGGUCCUGGCAGUAUUGCCCAUCCCGGUUGUCUUCAUCAUCCGCCGCUGCAACCUGAUAGAUGAUAGUUCUGGUAAUUUAGCAUCUGUGACCUAUAAGAGAGGAAGGGUCCUGAAGGAGCCCAUAAACUUAGAGGGAGAUGAUGCAAGCCUCAUUCAUGGCAAGAUAUCAAGCGAGAUGUCCUCUCCAAAUUUCGGUAAAAAUAUUUAUCGAAAACAGAGUGGAUCGCCAACUCUGGAUACAGCUCCCAACGGACGCUAUGGGAUAGGGUACUUGAUGGCCGACAUGCCAGACAUGCCGGAAUCUGACUUGUAG